GUAGCUGUUGUAAGGAGGAGGGAGAGAGAGCUCGGUGUGUUCAAACUCAAUCCUGUGCCUGCAUUCCUCCUCUCAUCAAAGCCUGCCUGAAAAAGAGGAGGAGGAGGAGGAGGGAAUCAUAAAUUAUAACAUGGUCAGAUAGAAGCGGUGUCGAAGAGCGAUCCAUGGACGGACAAUCUCAGAAGUUCAGCGCGACAGAUCGGAGGACAUGAAGAAAACGCUCUCUCUCACAGCCCCCCUUUGAUGGCCUGUGGGCAGAAAAACGAGAAGAAGCUUCGUUUGGCCGCGGACGUUUUCUUUUUUCUCUUUUAAAGAGGAACGCAAGAUGGCAGAUGACAGGAGCGAAUAACAAGGACAGGACGGCGCCGUUCCCUUUAAAAUGUGAAGGAUUUCCCACAUAUUUAGGAUGCGUUUCGGAAUUGGACGCAUCGCGGUGCAGUUAGUGCCCUGACUUCACAUCUGUUUUAGUUUUUUUUCGCUGGAUAUAAAUAAAAGUAUACACACGGUGUCGUCUCCUCACAGUAGGAGUGUGAUAUCAAAGUAGGUUAUAGCACUAGCUGGUUAGCUCGGUAUGCCAGAUCAGUCCGUUUGGUCUAGCAUAACAUUAGCUUACAGUUUGCUUUGGUGAAGCUUUUGUGGGCCGAAUAUAAAGAAAAGUGAAGAGACCUGCUGGUUAGUCCUGUUUUGUUUUUUAUUCUUUAUCAGAUGCUGAUAACGAAUUAAAUCCGUGUGGGGGUUUAUUUCAUUUCUUUGUUGUAACGAUGGGAAACGUAACUCGUGUGUUCGCGAUCCUCGCACGAGCUCUAACGUUCUUCAGCGAGGCAGUGAAUAGUUUAGCAUAAGCUAGCCUGCUGCUCGACCUGCUUCCUUGCGUUGGUAUUUUCAGUAAAAUGAAAGUAACUCGAGGCACAGAUUUCACUGGUAACAGCGACACUGUCACCGUCUCAGUAAUGGGAGCGACGAAGGGCAGCUCUGUCUGAUAUUCGCGAGUUGUGUCAGACUGUGUUUUUAUGGAUUAGCCUCCUGUUUGUGAACGGAAACCAGAUCAUUCGGAUAAGCGGAUUCUUUCGGUAAACGAUCAGCAGUUAACGCGGUCGGAGUUAAAUCGCAGUGUUAACAUUACUCGGAAAAAGAGACGUGUCUUCUCCGAGGAGGGGACGAGCUGACAGACAGGGCACGUUCAGGUUCAGGUUCAGACUGGUCUGGUUCUCAGAUUAGUUUUCUAGCCGUCGUGUACAACUUUGGUAGCAGCCAUACUGUUGGAUAGCAUGAGCAAACAGAGACUGGUUAUGCGUUGUAAACAUUAAGAAGGACCUAUUAUUAUAAGCCCAUUUGGCAGUAAGAGGCUGCUCUGACGCCCGUGGCACACAGGGAUUGAUAAGUAUUGGGUGAUAUGUGUCCUCAAGUCUGCUGUACAGCCGCUGCAGCCCGGUCUUCCUCCAGCAUAGCAAACUUUACAGCCUGCGUGAGGCUGUGAGAGCAGCAGGCCGUGUGUGUGUGUGAGGGGGAGAGAGACUUCCCGUUGUACUUCUCAUUCAGUGGGCGAGGGAGGAGCUGGAUUUCACUGAUCUCACUGCAUGGGUUCAGAGGAAUCGUGGGUUCUCGUCUGAGCACUUCACAAAAGUCCCUAGCCUAUAGUUUCACAUGAGCACUUGAACGGAGCUGUAGAGGGCUUGGGGGAAGGAAACUCGCAAAGCAAGAAGCCGAAAUGGCAGACAACUGGAAGAACUGUCUGGAGGAAGAGCUCAUAUGUCCCAUUUGUCUGCAUGUGUUCUCCGAGCCUGUACAGCUGCCGUGCAAACACAACUUCUGCCGCGUGUGUAUAAACGAGGCCUGGGCUAAGGAUGGGGGGAUGGUCCGGUGCCCGGAGUGCAACCACGCUUACAGCCAGAAACCCAGCCUGGAGAAGAACCACAAGCUGUCUAACAUAGUGGAGAAGUUCAACGCGCUGAACGUGGAGAAGGCCCCGGCGGUGCUGCAGUGCGUGCUGUGCCGCCGCGGUCCUGCCCUGCCUGCCCAGAAGGUGUGCCUCAGGUGCAAGGCGCCCUGCUGCCAGUCUCACGUCCAGACCCACCUCCAGCAGCCCUCCUCCAACGGUGGCCACCUGCUGGUGGACGCCGGGGACGUGCGGGCCUGGAGCUGCCCGCAGCACGACGACUACAGGCUGUACCACUGCGACACCGAGCAGGUGGCCGUGUGCCAGUACUGCUGUUUCUCCAGGUGCGCGGCCAGACACGGGCAUGCGUUCUGCGACGUGGAGGUGCGCCGCAGUGAAAUCAGGCAAACGUUGAUGGAGCAGCAAGACCGGAUUGAGGAUCGAGUUCAGGACAUAGAAGAACAGCUCUACAAACUAGAGUCAGACAAGUGUCUUGUAGAGGACAAAGUGCAGCGUCUGAAAGAAGAGGUGCAACUGCAGUAUCAGAAAAUGCAGCAGCUCUUGGAAGAGGACCUGGGGAAGACCCUGGAGGUGCUGGACCAGGCCCACUCCAAAUUCUGUCAGGAAAACUCCUCGCAGGCUUUGCAGCUCAACCAGAAAAGGCAGGAGGCCAAGAAACUACUCAGCUCCAUACAGAUGGUCUUCGAUAAGGCAGAGGAUAUCAAAUUCAUGAGGAAUACAAAAUCUGUGAAAAUACUAAUGGACAGGUCUCAGUCAUGUGUUGGCAGUGCCCUACAGCCUUACAAAGUGGGCAGCCUCAAUUCUAAGCUGUUUCUCUCAGAAGUCUCAAAGAGAGAGAAGAACCUCUGCAAAAUGCUUGAAGCUCCUUUUAGUGCCCCAGCAAACUUUUUCCAGACAAUUCCAGCGUAUCUGUGUACGGAGAAACGCAGACACUCCAUGGCUUUCCCUGAUGGUGGAGGGAGCAGCAGGGCCAGCUCUAGCUUCAUCGAGUCCGCCUCCUCUUCAGGCCUUGCUGCUAAGCAACCAUGCCUGGGUCUGGCUCCGGGCACUGCCCCGGGCGAGGGUCAGUCCUCACAGCAGGCUCUGGGGGCUUGCACCUCAUCCCAGCAUGUGGGAAGCAGCAGCGCUGCCACCGGAUCUCAGUCCAUACACCAUUCCAGCUCUGUGUUUCCUCACUCUCAUUAUCCCAACAGCAGCAGCUCUCAGCUGCCCCAGUACGGAGGACGGAAGAUUCUAAUGUGUACGGUAGAUAACUGUUACUGCUCAGGGGUGCCUUCAGUAUCUAACCACAGGGGGCAUCCGCCUUACCCUCGAUCGGGCUCCUUUCCUUGGCCAGUAAGCUCACAGGAAUACUCCCACCCACCUCUCCCAUCUACUCCCGCUAUGUCCCAACCCCUCCACUGGAUCGAUGCCUCACAGUCGCACAGGCACCCUGACUUCUACGGCCUCUAUGGUCAGUCUUCUACCAAACAUUACGUCACUAGUUAACCCCUGCUCUAGUGACUGCUUUCAGUCACAAGAUGGGUUCUGUGUUGUUUUCUUUUUUUCUCUCGAUUGGGGAAUGUCUUAAAGUGAGUGAGUGAGAAAUUUUUGUAUAUAUAUCGGAUCAAUCAUUUAAUGUUACUUAGGUAAAACUAUCAUUCUUAAAGCAGUGAAAAAGAAAUAAUGUUACAAAUUGAAGCAUAACUUUGCACAUUAUCUAGGAGCUAAUGAUGUUCCAUCCACUUACAUUACUAUUUACCACAACAGAAACAUGCUGAACAUUUGCAGAACUGACAGAGACAAAGAACAAAAUGGUCAUUGGUUACUCAUCAGGGUCAUUGCACUUUCUUACUUAAUUCCAAAUCAUCUUUUUUUUUAAAAAAGUGUUUUGUUGUAGCAGUCAGCUCUUAAUGAAAAUUCUGUCAAGAAAAAUACCAUUCUUACUAUACAAAUAAUAAUAGCCCGUUAUUUUAUUUGACUACUUCACAUGCAUAGGCUGUUCAUUCACUGGGAGGAUCCUUGUUAAAACAGCAUAUUAUUCAUCAUAUGUAUUUCUGCUUCCAUUGGCAGAAGUUGGACUGCCCUCUGUUUCAUUUUCCUCCCAUGAGAGAAAGCUCUACUUAUUUGUUAUGGGUGAAAAACAGCAAUUUGGGUAAAUUGUGUUAGUAAAUAGGUUAUUUUGUAGUUUUUGAUGAACAAUGAAAGGAAAUUUUAAUGAUGCAAUAUUAUUUUCCUUACUCGCUUUGUUCAUUUGUGUGUACUUCCUUAUUGAGAGUUGACUCUCAGUGGAAUGCCCUCCUUGGUGCAGCUGUGAAUUCCAGGCCUUGACCAGCUGUCCAGCAUGGUUCCACCCUGACAGCUCUGCCUCAUACCCUGCUAAACCACACAAAGUGCUUCUUUAACCCUUUAGGUGAAACCUGGAAUGUACUUGGUUUCACAUUUUAGUGUUAUCCAUAUCAUUAUUUGUUAUUUUAGACCAAAUUGUUGUUUUAAACUUAAUAUUUUGGAUCUUGUGGUUAGAAUGCAAAGUGCAUUCUAAAGGUGGAACUCCUCCUGUUACAUUCCUCACUGUUUAUGGCACCAAACAAGCAAGUAUCUGGCUUCUUGUUUGUUAUUGAUUGCAUGUGAGAACGAGUUUCUGAGCACUUGUAGAAAAAUAAUGAAACUGCAAGACAUAGAAAACAAAACAGGGAAUGAAGUUUUAAAUGAACAUCUUCAGUAACGGCAAGCACUGACUAAGAGAUGACUCUAGAAGUGAGAAACUGAUUAUAAGAUGCAUUUUUGUAAAUAUUUUGUGAAACUAAAACAGAAGACUUGUAAUUUGGAAAGCGCUUUGUUCCAAAUAAAUGAUUUCAAACACUGAA
Pygocentrus nattereri (red-bellied piranha) is the source of this 4743-nucleotide messenger RNA. RefSeq names its product tripartite motif containing 8b (gene trim8b). The record is from RefSeq and is a predicted model, not a curated record. The transcript is spliced from 6 exons. Bases 1709 to 3385 code for a protein of 558 amino acids. NCBI's taxonomy places the organism in Eukaryota, Metazoa, Chordata, Actinopteri, Characiformes, Serrasalmidae.